Messenger RNA from Crotalus tigris (Tiger rattlesnake), 4221 nucleotides. Its product is annotated as transcription factor COE1-like. Gene Ontology annotation, molecular function: RNA polymerase II cis-regulatory region sequence-specific DNA binding; DNA-binding transcription factor activity, RNA polymerase II-specific. The transcript has 18 exons. Gene Ontology annotation, biological process: regulation of transcription by RNA polymerase II. The record is from RefSeq and is a predicted model, not a curated record. NCBI's taxonomy places the organism in Eukaryota, Metazoa, Chordata, Lepidosauria, Squamata, Viperidae. Bases 15 to 2180 code for a protein of 721 amino acids.
CGGAGGGAGGCGGCAUGGCCCGGCUCGGCCCGGCCGGAGGAGGCGGCGGCGGCGGCGGCCCGCUCCCUCUGCGGCUGGAGGCUGCGCCCGGGCCCGCCCCGCACUGGCUGGCGGUGCUGAUGGUGCUGCUGCCGCCGGACGAAGCGGACCAGGACGAGGACGACGACGACGAGGAGGAAGAGGAGGAGGAGUGGGAGGAAGGCGACGGCCAGCAGCGGCAGCAGCAGCGGCGGAGGCGGCGGCGCUGGAGACGGCGGCGGCGGCGGGGGGCGGCGGGCGCUCCGGCCGGCGGGCUGCUCCCCGGGGACCCGCGGCGGCGGCUGCUGCUGCUGCUCCUGCCGGCCCAUGGAGGGGGAGGAGGAGGAGGAGGAGGAAGCCCCGGUCCGCGCUCCGACCUGCCCGCCGCUCCGGAGAGCCUGGCCAGAGGGGGGCUGACCAUGAAAGAAGAGCCCCUGAGCGGAGGGGGACUCUCGGCUGUCCGGUCUUGGAUGCAAAGCACGGGGGUCCUGGAUGCCCACACAGCCCUGCAAAGUGGCAUUGGGCUGGCUCGGGCCCACUUUGAAAAGCAGCCCCCGUCCAACCUCAGGAAAUCCAACUUUUUCCACUUCGUGCUUGCCAUAUACGACCGUCACGGACAGCCGGUGGAGAUCGAGAGGACGUCUUUCAUCGACUUUGUGGAGAAGGACAGAGAGCAGAACGGAGAGAAAACCAACAACGGCAUUCACUACCGGCUGCAGCUGCUGUACAGUAACGGACUUCGAACUGAGCAAGAUCUCUACGUACGACUCAUUGAUUCCAUGUCCAAGCAGGCCAUCAUCUACGAAGGUCAGGAUAAGAACCCCGAGAUGUGCCGGGUCUUGUUAACUCACGAGAUCAUGUGCAGCCGCUGCUGUGACAAGAAAAGUUGUGGAAACCGCAACGAGACCCCCUCCGAUCCGGUCAUCAUUGACAGAUUUUUUCUCAAGUUCUUCCUCAAAUGCAACCAGAACUGCUUGAAGAAUGCUGGCAAUCCCCGAGAUAUGCGCCGGUUCCAGGUGGUGGUGUCAACGACGGUGAAUGUGGACGGCCAUGUCCUUGCCGUGUCCGACAACAUGUUUGUCCACAACAAUUCCAAACAUGGACGCCGGGCACGGCGGUUGGAUCCUUCGGAAGCAGCCACCCCCUGCAUCAAAGCCAUCAGCCCCAGUGAAGGCUGGACGACGGGAGGGGCCACCGUGAUUGUGAUUGGGGACAACUUCUUCGAUGGGCUUCAGGUGGUCUUCGGCACCAUGUUGGUCUGGAGUGAGUUGAUCACGCCACAUGCCAUCCGGGUCCAGACGCCACCCCGGCACAUCCCCGGCGUGGUGGAGGUGACGCUCUCCUACAAGUCGAAGCAGUUUUGCAAAGGAGCCCCUGGGCGUUUUGUGUACACAGCCCUGAACGAGCCGACGAUCGAUUAUGGCUUCCAGCGCCUACAGAAGGUGAUUCCACGGCACCCCGGAGACCCCGAACGUUUGCCAAAGGAGGUCCUGCUGAAGAGAGCGGCGGAUCUGGUGGAGGCCUUGUAUGGGAUGCCCCACAACAACCAAGACAUUAUCUUGAAGCGGGCCGCGGACAUCGCCGAAGCCUUGUACAGCGUCCCACGCAACCCGAACCAGCUGACGUCCCUGUCCGGGAACCAUGGUCACGCGGGCAUGAUGGGCGUCAACUCCUUUGGGAGCCAGCUGGCCGUCAACAUCAGCGAGUCCACUCAGGGCUCGGAACAAGGAUACCCGCGCAGCGCAAGCAGCGUCUCGCCCCGGGGCUACGUGCCCAGCUCCACCCCGCAGCAGAGUAACUACACCACAAUCACCUCCAGCAUGAACGGUUACGCGGGGACCACCAUAACUGGUCUUGGGGUGCCAGGCUCCCCCAGUUUUCUCAACGGCUCCACCGCCAACUCUCCCUACGCUAUCAUGCCAUCCAGCCCACCCCUGGGGGCCUCCUCCACCCCUGCCGGCGUCUUCUCCUUCUCUCCGAUCAACAUGAUCUCGGCCGUCAAGCAGAAGAGCGCCUUUGCGCCCGUUGUGCGGCCCCAGGCCUCCCCGCCCCCCCCUUGCGCCAGCACCAACGGGGCCGGCCUGCAAGACCAACCCUUUGAGGAUUCUGCAGACAAGUUUCAAACAGCGUCUCGGUCACUCCAAGGAUUGGCUUAUUCUUAAUCACAGCCUGUCGGGACUCCUCGUCCCGCCCAUGUGAAUCGGAGACGGGAGGACGACGACGCAAAGCGACCGGCACUUGGACUUGCGAGACCCUCCACGGGGCGCCUGGGCCCGGUGCACAAGACCUGGGUUCCAAAACCUCCUCAUCCCUGGCGACCUCCAAGCUGGUUGAGCGCAUCCCAUAGGAUCUCCCUCUCCGGGGCUGAAGGAGGGUGACGGUCAACAGAGGCCUGGAGACCCUCAACUCUGGACUGGGGAAGGGGCUGCUUCGAGAGGAGACGACCAGCAAGGAGGAGAGACCCUCCAUGAUGGGGUCCUUUGCCCAUCUCAUCCCCCUCCGCUUCCAGGAUCACAAGAGAGACUGAGGAGACCCCCAGGGUAGACUUGCUCAUGGCCAAGGGGGGGUGUCUCCAUUUCCCAGCAGGUUUGCUUUUCUUAAAAGCUCUGGGGUCCCCCCCCCACCUGAAGGAAAAGACCCCCAUGCAAGCCAGGCUCCGAGCAUCAGCCCCCCCUCCCUCCCUCCCACCCACCUACCCACCAGGAUUCCUGCUCCCCCCCCCCCCCAGAGCUGCCUUGCUAACAAGCUGGUUUGGAUUCGGUCCUCCCUCCCUCUCUCCCUCGUCCCAGCCCACCCACUCCAUCCUGGCCAAAAGCUGGCUUGUCUGCAGCCCCCUUUCGCUGCUCCCCAAUUUCUCGGCAGGCCUUUCCUCUCGUUGCCGUUGGUAGUCCUCAACAUACGCCCACAAUUGAUCCCCAAAUGUCUGUGGCUUCUGUUGCUACAGUGAGUUGUGCCGCGUUUUACAACCUGGCUUGGCACAGUCGUUACGUGAAUCACCGCAGCCGUUAAGUCGGUCACCCGGGCGUUAAGCGAAUCUGGCUUCCCCCCCCUCCCCACUGACUUCGCUCGUCGGAAGGUCGCGAAAGGGGAAUCCCGGGACGCCGUGACCGUCACAAAUACGAGUCUGAAUUUGGAUCACGUGACGGUCGUACGUGCGAGAAACGGUCACGAGUCGCUUUUUUUCAGUGCCGUGGUAACUUCCAACGGUCACGAAGCGAAGACGACGACCAGCUCUCCUUAACGGGAAGAGACGGGACAAACCCGGUUUUCCCCUCCAGGUUUACAAACGGGGUUAGGCGUUUAUUUUUUUUUAAAAGCCAAUAAUAAUAAUAAUAAUUAAAAAAAAAGCUUCCUUUUUCUUUCCCGCCUUCCUUUUUUCACAUUCUUUCAUCCCCACCCCUCCGAACAAUCCCUAGCCCUUUUUUUUCCAAACUGCCAGUAUACGCUGGCUCGGUUUUUAAGGUGUUUUUUUUUUUCUUUUUUUUUAAAAAAAAAAGUGGGUUUUUUUUUUUCAUCCAGCUCUUCUUUUUGAAAAACCAAAAAGAGAGAGAGGGAGAUUGUAUACCCACCGCAAGCCGCAUUCUCGGUCACGCCUUUUCCAUCCGUCUCUUUCCUCUUUUCGUUUUUUGUUUUGCAAAAAGGAAGAAAGAAAAAGAGAGAGAGAGAAAAAAAAAAGACGGUGUGGGCCCAGCAGCUGGGUGGCUUUUGCGAGUCCCAUCGAAAGCAACCUGCCUGGGAUUUUCCUUGCCUCUUGCAUUAUUUUUCUAGCCUUAUUUCCCAGCGGCAAAGGGGUGGGGGGGUGGGGGGGGCGCAAAUAUCUGUAAAUAAAGACUGCUCGGACAAAAACCCUCCAAGCUGGGAAUCCGAAUCUGUCUGGCCAGGAUCUGUCCGCUGUGUAUUUAUCUUUGUCUCUCCUGUCUUGUGUUUUCCUCGGUCUCUCUUCCCCUCCUUCAUUUCCAUUUUAUCCUUCCUUCCUUCCUUCCUUCCUUCCUUCCUUCCUUCCUUCCUUCCUUCCUUCCUUCCUUCCUUCCUUCCUUCACAGUCUUCAUUGUAUGUUCUGUGAUGAUGUCCUGUUGUACGAAGCACCUGGCUGCACUGUUUGUUUGUUUGUUUUUUUUCAAUGUAAGCACAUGUAAAUUAACGAUUUGCCGCAAUUUCUUAGGAAAAAGCCCUACAAUAUAUCAAUAUACCACUGUUAAUGGC